GAAGGGGUGGGUGGGGGGCUCCGUGCUAAGGUGGUGUAACGUCACUCUCCCUCCCUGCUCCUCUUCCUCGUCGUCGUUUACAUGUGGAAAAAAAAAGGAGGGGGGGAUACACACAUUAGGAAGAGUGGGGCUUUUCUCGGAUCCGGAUGAGGGGCGCCGACCCACGCAAAAAAUGGACCCGAGGACUAUUUAACGGCAAAGCAACACCGCGACGGAUAUGGAAAACUGGGGUUGAGGUCAGGGCUUUUCCAAGCAGUCCUUUAUGGACAGUCCUUUUUUACAUUGUGCCCUGGCCAUGCCAGGACAGAAAAAAAUGGCCUCCCCAUCAAGUUGGAAGCCGAGUUGUCCUAACUGCUAGUCCGGCUAGUGUCUGUGUAUCACUUCUGUCAUCCAGGUCAAGCGAUUGCACUAUGUUGUGAGAAGUGCUACCUUGUGGAUACAGUCAAGGAGUACAUCCCCUUCCUCAAGCUCAAUAUUUCUCCACUGGCUCUCCCCCAUUACUGCCCUCUGCUCGUCUCAGCCACCCACGGAAUGAUUUCCCCGUAGAAAUAGUUCCAAAGCAUUCAGAGACGUGCAGGUUUGAGGCCUAAAUAGAAAAAAAAAGAAGAAAAUAUGCUCACUAACGGGAUUAUAUUUCUCCAGAAAUGUAAAGUUUUACAUUUUGAGCAUCAUAUUAUAAUCCUCCCUACAAUCCCAUAAAACCCAAGGUUUUUUUUUUUUUUGCACACCUUCAGUAGUUGACUCACACUCUCCGGUCUCAUGAUGAUGUGUGAGGUGAUGCCCACCAUUUCUGAGGAUGGGCGAAGCGGCACGACCGGGGGCGCCUCCCCCCCGGCCGGACCCGGGGUAGGAGGCCCGGGCGGUGCCAUGGGAGCUGGAGGAGCAGGAGGGGGCUUUAGCGGGAGGGAUAUCCGAAGCGGGGGAGACGAAGGAGGCAGCACGGGCAACCUGGAGUCUCUGAUGGUUAACAUGCUGACGGAGAGGGAGAGGCUGCUGGAGAACCUGAGGGAGACGCAGGAGAGCCUGGGGACGGCACAGCUCCGCCUACGAGAGCUCAGCCACGAGAAGGAGUCUCUUCAACGGCAACUCUCCAUCGCUCUGCCACAGGAGUUUGCCGUGUUGACGAAAGAGCUCAACGUUUGCCGGGAGCAGCUUCUGGAGAGAGAGGAGGAGAUUGCGGAGCUCAAGGCGGAGAGAAACAACACGCGCUUGUUGCUGGAGCACCUGGAAUGCCUGGUGUCCCGUCACGAACGCAGUCUGAGGAUGACGGUGGUCAAGAGGCAAGCCCAGUCGCCAGCGGGGGUCUCCAGCGAGGUGGAAGUCCUCAAGGCCCUCAAGUCUCUCUUUGAGCACCACAAGGCUCUGGAUGAGAAGGUUCGAGAGCGUCUACGAGUGGCCCUGGAGAGGGUGUCCAUGUUGGAGGAUCAACUAGCAGCAUCUUCUCAAGAGGUAAUCUCUUUACGAGACCAAAUUAAAAGGCGUCAACAAGGGGUGGACGGCGGGAAAGAUCGACUCCCCAACGGCCCCGCCUCUGGCCUGGAGGACAGCGAGCUGGAAAGACAGCGGGAAGUGGAAAUAGAGCGUCAGAGAGCCGAACUCUCCCAGCUAAAAGAGAGGCUGGCCCUCAUGUGCCGGCAGGUUGGCGAAAUUGAGGAACAGCUUGCGGCCGCCAGGAGGGAGGUGACAAAGUCGGAGGAGGCCAAUCAGAAGCUCCAACGGGAAGUCAAAGAGGCCCUUUGCCAAAGGGAAGACAUGGAGGAAAGAAUUACGACACUGGAACGCAGAUACCUAAGCGCUCAAAGGGAGGCCACGUCCCUCCACGACAUCAAGGACAAGCUGGAAAACGAGCUAGCCAGCAAGGAGUCCCUCCAUCGGCAGAGCGAGGAGAAGAACCGCCAACUGCAAGAGCGUCUGGACGAAGCCAAGCAGAAGCUCCAGCAAACCCUGCAAAGAGCCGAGACGCUGCCGGAGAUCGAAGCGCAGCUGGCGCAGAGAGUCGCCGCGCUCAAUAAGGCGGAAGAGCGCCACGGUAACUUUGAGGAGCGACUACGGCAAAUGGAAGCUCAACUAGAAGAGAAGAACCAAGAGCUGCAGAGAGCGAGGCAGAGGGAAAAAAUGAACGACGAACACAACAAACGUCUCUCGGAUACCGUCGACAAACUUCUGUCUGAGUCCAACGAGAGACUUCAGCUGCAUCUUAAAGAGAGGAUGGCAGCGCUGGAAGAAAAAAAUGCUCUCUCGGAAGAACUGGCAAAUAUGAAGAAAAUCCAAGAUGACCUUCUCGCUAAUAAGGAGCAGCUCCUUGCUGAGCUGGAACGGAUCCAACUGGAGCUGGACCAGCUGAGGGGCAGGCCCGGCUCAUCUUAUUCCAGGGCGGGCAGCGUGAGCUCCCUUCCGUCCACCUUGUUUCGAAGAUCCCUUCCGGGGAGCGCCUCGGAGCUGAGGUACCCCCAGGGCGGGGGCUCGCUCCCGGCCGGCUACACCAGCUCUUCCGGCGCCGUGGUGGUCAGGCGGACUCACCGCGGCCGCUGGGGGCAAGCUCGGGACGACUGUAACAAGUAUGGCGAAUGGGACGCCGGUAGCAUGAUGGGUCCGGGUUUCGAAGGCCCGGAGGGAGUCUGCUCCGACGACGACGACGACAGGGAGACUCUGUUUGGGUCAGAGCUGUUAUCGCCGAGCGGGCAGACGGAUGUACAGACUUUAGCCAUUAUGCUACAGGAGCAACUGGAGGCCAUCAACAAGGAGAUUAAGCUCAUCCAGGAGGAAAAGGAGAACACGGAGUUGAGGGCGGAGGAGAUUGAGAGUCGGGUUAGCAGCGUGGCACUGGACGCGUCCUCCAUUCCGCCUUCCUCGCUCGGAGGACGGGACAGUGUCGGCCGGGGAUACAUGACCCCCUCCAUCACCUCCUCGACAUUAGCGUCUCCUUCACCUCCGAGCUCUGGCCAUUCCACCCCCCGCCUACCACAUUCUCCUGCCAGGGAGACUGAGCGACUGAACAGCAAAGAUGGCGAGGAAUGCCGAGCACUAGCCUUGAUUGACUCCAACCCUCCCGCUGUCCCUCGAGCCCUGCGACUAGACCGGAUGACACACACCCACCCAGGAGCCGGUCUGGAUGAUCUCAGGGAAUUUCGCAGUCUCUCUGCUGAUGGGGCCAUCACCGCCAGCCAGGAUUCCCUCCACAAAGCCAGCAAAAAGAAAAGCAUCAAGUCCUCCAUUGGGCGUCUUUUUGGGAAAAAGGAAAAGGGGAGGAUCGGUGCUCCUGGACGCGAGUCUACCUCUUUGGCCUCAACACCGUCUGAUGACUUGGGCCCGGCAGACCCAUUGGGUCUGGCUAAACUCGGGACAGGAACUGUAGAAAAAGACCGGCGAAGUAAAAAGAAACACGACCUGCUCGAGGAGGCUUGUCGUCAAGGUUUGCCCUUCGCCUCGUGGGAUGGCCCGACGGUUGUCACGUGGCUCGAGUUAUGGGUGGGAAUGCCGGCAUGGUACGUGGCGGCGUGCCGCGCCAACGUGAAGAGCGGCGCCAUCAUGGCCAACCUCUCCGAUACGGAGAUCCAGAGAGAGAUCGGCAUAAGCAACCCGCUGCACAGGCUCAAACUCCGCCUGGCCAUCCAGGAGAUGGUUUCCCUCACCAGCCCGUCGGCGCCGGCGAGCACACGCUCGUCGACCAGUAAUAUUUGGAUGACGCACGCUGAGAUGGAGUCACUCGCCGCCGCCACUAAGCCAGAGCAGAAAGAGUUCAGCUGGGAUCAGAUUCUGGCUUACGGCGAUAUGAACCACGAGUGGGUGGGGAACGAGUGGCUGCCUAGUUUAGGUUUACCCCAGUACCGCUCCUACUUCAUGGAGUCCUUGGUGGACGCCCGAAUGCUCGAUCACCUCACCAAGAAAGAGUUGAGGGGCCAGCUAAAGAUGGUGGACAGCUUCCACAGGGUGAGUCUUCAUUACGGCAUCAUGUGCUUGAAGCGCUUGAACUAUGACAGGAAGGAGCUGGAGAGGAGGAGGGAGGAUAGUCAGCAUCAUAACCAAGAUGUGAUGGUGUGGUCCAACGAGCGGGUGAUGUGUUGGGUGCAGUCCAUCGGGCUCAAAGAGUUUGCAGACAACCUGUUAGAAAGCGGAGUUCACGGAGCUCUGCUGGCUCUGGACGACACCUUCGACUACACCGACUUGGCCCUUCUUCUGCAGAUACCCAAUCAGAACACGCAGGCAAGGCAGAUCUUGGAAAAGGAGUACAAUGCUCUCAUCUCCAUGGGAACGGAGAGGAGGCCCGAUGAGGACGGCACCAAAACGUUCACGCGGUCGCCCUCGUGGAGAAAGAUGUUCCGGGAGAAAGACCUCCGAGGCGUCACCUCCGACUCUUCGGAAACGUUACCGGCCAACUUCCGUGCCUCUGCGAUCUCGACACCUUCUGUCACCCUGAGGAAAGUUCAGAGUGAAGUGAACUCGGGUCCAAGGGGAGAGUCGGCGUCAGUGAGAACAUAUUCCUGCUAAGAUAAAAGCACAUCAGAAGACACAACCGGAGCCCGGGAAGUGACAUUGGAGUUAGACAUCUGAAAAGAAUCAAAGACUCUGAGUACAUGAGGUCAGAUGAUAUUAUAAUGAAUGGAUGCCUUUUGAAUCAUCUCUCCGUCUUUAUCUCUCAAUCCAUUGUUGUGGCAUGAUGCUGUUUGAUUCUGUAGAAAGUGACCAACGCCUAUUGUGAAUUUAACUUUUGUUUUUGGAGUGUGCAAUGGCAAUACUGACACAUUGAAUUUAGAGUUUGGCAAGGGGGAAUCGGCUCCUGUUCAGAACGAUGCUUUCGGGUUGAAUUGGACGACAAUUGGAUAAACGAUAACCGACUUUUAGCAACAUCCCACUUCAGGAUGGUUUUUGGUGGUAAGCCAUAAAAUAUACGCCAGAGGCACAAAUGUGAACAGGAUAGUUUAAGCAAAAAUACGAGAUUUGUGUUCAUAUGCAUGCCGAAAUGAAACAUUUUCGAGUGAACGUCUGUCAUCUAAUGAUGUGGAAGCUUGGGUAUAUCAGAAGUUUGUAAAAGGUGUGUAUUUUAUUUUUAUCGUUUUUUUUAAUGACAAUUGCUAUUGUAUGUAUGUACAGUAUGUAUGCGUGUAAACUAUAUGUUCAUUUCAUACUUUGUUUGAAGAUGGAUGUGACUUUCAGUUUAGCUUAAGACAAAAAAAUAUCUUUUCAAAUUACGAACAGUCAAGAUAUGCUACUCGUUUGUGUACAUUUUGGAAAAACAGAUUGUCUUAUGGGUUAACUUGAUAUUAAUGAAGAGUAGUGAUGAUAAUUGAAUAUAUUAUGAACACAAUAAUGAUGAUUGUAAAAGCUGUAAUAGAAAAAAAAAAAACAAUCUGUAUGAAGCUUCUGAAAGUUGUUUUUCCCAAUCGGAUUUGUCAUUUGAAAGUUGGGGUAGUGCAGAGUGUGUACCAGGUGAGAACCCCAGCGUCACUUUUGUUUCUGUGGCGACGGAAUAUAAAAAAAAAACAGCGUCUUUAAUCCUGCAAAACAGUGGAGAACACUGACAUCUAGAGGCGU
Messenger RNA from Syngnathus typhle (broad-nosed pipefish), 5532 nucleotides. RefSeq names its product liprin-alpha-3-like. The transcript is spliced from 32 exons. The record is from RefSeq and is a predicted model, not a curated record. Gene Ontology annotation, cellular component: presynaptic active zone. Gene Ontology annotation, molecular function: protein binding. Gene Ontology annotation, biological process: synapse organization. Lineage: Eukaryota; Metazoa; Chordata; Actinopteri; Syngnathiformes; Syngnathidae. Bases 760 to 4488 code for a protein of 1242 amino acids.